Lineus longissimus is the source of this 4558-nucleotide messenger RNA. Its product is annotated as EF-hand domain-containing family member B-like. The coding region runs from base 310 to 2115 and encodes 601 amino acids. The transcript has 8 exons. The record is from RefSeq and is a predicted model, not a curated record. Lineage: Eukaryota; Metazoa; Nemertea; Pilidiophora; Heteronemertea; Lineidae. Gene Ontology annotation, molecular function: calcium ion binding.
UCAAACAAAAAGAUAGAAGACAUGUCUUGUGACUUUUCAACAUAAUAAACCCUUUUAUUCUGCCAAGAACUGUCCCAGAAAAUCAUUCACUGUUGACAGAUUGAUAGUGUUUAUGUUGGCCAUCAUUCGCUUCAGUUAUUGUAUUCAUUUCAACUGUUAUUGAGUUGUUGUUGAAGUUUUGUGAAGAAUUUUCUGCGUCAAUCGUCAACAUUCAACAACCUGUCAACUUGUUUGAUUGUCAAAAUGAACUGUGUGUGAAGAUCUUUUAUAUCCAACUCAGUAGUCUAGUCAUCCUAUUUAACGGCAACAAUGGUCAAAAUGACGUCAUCUGCGGUCAACCGCCUGCCUGAUAUUGAAACCAAAAGUAUUUACGCGGGACAGUUUCAAGACAGGAGCCCAGACAAAAGAGCAGCUGGUAAACUAAUUGCAACCGGAGAUUCUGCCUCCCUCUGUUUAAAACCACCAAGCGAUGGACGGCCAUCAACUCCAGAACCUGUGAGUCGAUUCCGGGCCUCGGGCCGUCCAGAUGCUGGGCAAAUGAGGGUCUUCUAUGGCAAAGCGUACGAUCCUCAUCAGCGAUGGGCCAUAGAGAUGCGCCAUGGUGUCAACACUCAACCCUCCAUGACAUCAGGCGAACUCGCCAACCCACCACCAAAGACGCUUUUCCAACAGAAGAUGUUGGACAAGAAACAGAGUCAAUAUUUCAGUCUCAAGAAAGGACCAUUAGGAAAGUCACAUGACCAGCGUCCAGGUCUUCCAAAGGGUUUAGAUCCAAACAGGGUCAUGUUUGGCAUCAAGACAUUGAAAGACGGCAGUGCCGGUGAGAUGAUCAAUCCUGACAAAGAUUUCGACGAUGUCUGCAAUGAAUACGAUGCAGGUCACGACCUCUAUGUCGUCACACACCAAGAUUAUCGUGUUGGCGAGGCUGUCGAUCGAAACUACAAAAACCCCAACUAUGAUUCAACGUCUUGCUUUGGAAUCCCGACACCGCACUCAAACGAUGGUCGUCAUGUGCGCAACACCAUGAAAUGGCUCCAUACCACAAAUUCUGGAUCUGAAAAGCAUACACCUAUCGUCUCAAAGAGAGCUGAUGACUUCCGGGAGAGAACUCAGCCACAGCUUGGAAAAGUUCAUGAUCCCAUAAAAGACACAUUAAAAGUUGGUCCGGAUCAUACUUUUGGAAUCCUCGUCAAACCGGACGCGUAUGGUGCUGGUGACCUCCUGCACAUGCGGUCCCCUGGCAUGUAUCUCCGUGGUCGAGACAGACAGCGAGGCAUCCUCGCUGCCAUCAGACAACAUCUCAAGAAAUCAAACUAUCACAACUUUCAAGAUCUCGUCACGGCAUUCCGCCAUUUUGACAAAGACAAUUCUGGUACAAUAGAUAUGAAGGAGUUGCGUGCAGCGUGUCAACACUUCAACCUACCCGUGGAGCCUGAGUUACUCGAGCAGUUGAUGUAUUCUUGCGAUUCAAACAACGAUGGACGGAUUGAUUAUGGAGAGUUUGCUAACUUCUUGAACUGGAAAGAUAAAAUGCCUUCAGGAUUCAAAACUAAAGAAAAAGUGUUAGAUUCUAAAAUCCUAAGUAAUAGCACCAGUGCUGACAUGGUGCCGACGUCAAGUCGAGACAGUACACCGAGGAGGUUACAGAAACAGAUUGAUAAAGCCAUCGGGAAUCACCGAACAAGCUCGUCGAAUAUCAACGCGGUUGUCGGUGGACUUAAUACAAAAGGUUACAGAGCAUACGGCGUGCCAACCAAUCGCACGGAUCUCCCUGCUCCCAGGAUCAAGCGUAUAGAUGACAGAAAGAACUACGGUGACGAGUCAGAUGCCCACGGUCUCACCAACCCAUCCAUCUUUACUCGACAUGGCGUCUUCGAGAGGGACUUCCUGCGGGGACGGUCCAAGGACGAGAUCAAGUCCAUCUUCACCAACAUCGGUGUUUGUAUGACGGGUCAAACCUUUGAAGAGAUCUGGGCCGUGGCAGCAUCGAGGCACCCGAAGGGAGAAGUCAGUGUGGAGUCAUUUAGGAACGUGUUGGAUAUGUGCCAGGCAAACCAAAUAAUCACCGAUCUAGAUGCUCUUGAGAAAAGUGGCGGCCAAAUGAUCGCUGUAUAAAAUCUGAGAUUUUUAUUUAUUGAGAUUUAAUUAUCGAGAUUUUAUGGCUUCAUUUAUAGCCUAACCAUCUUAUUUUGUGAUAUCUAAUAAAACAUAUGACCCCAUUUUGUCGCCCUUGUCAUAUGAUCUCCGUCCAUUUUCUAAUUAUUACAUCCUUAUAACGUUGACAUAACAAUGAUGUUUUAACACUUUCAAAGUAUCCAACUGUAGUGAAAGUGUUCUCAAACUUUCAGAUCUGUUGUGGAGUGCCAAGUUCUGAUCCGGGGCAAACCUUUUAAUCUGGUGCAUGAGGCAACAGCAUCAGACAACUGUCUGUGAUAAUGAAAAUACUUUGCUCAAAAAACAAGGUUUACACCUGCAGUAAAGUGUACUAUGCAAGUUGAUAUUAUAAUCUGACUGUUGCCAGGAAUCUUGUGACGGCAUUUUUUCAUGUUCAUGUGUUAUUCAGACUAUUAUAAUCCACCAGUAUUUUGAGCAGUCACCUUCAAAGUGAAUAUGUUUACCUCGCUUCCAUCAUAUUUAUUCAUUUUUAUCAAAAUCUCACUGUUUUCUAUAUUUCUGAGAUGACAGUUCUACCUGAGGUAUUAUUUGCUCUCAUUGUAUUGCAUGUUAUCACUGCUGAUCAAUGUUGUGCCUUCACAAGGCCAUGUGUCUCCACAUUGCGAGCCUGUCUCACCAUGUCCACGUCAGUGCCUUCACAAGGCCACGUGUCUCCACAUUGCGAGCCUGUCUCACCAUGUCCACGUCAGUGCCUUCACAAGGCCACGCGUCUCCACAUUGCGAGCCUGUCUCACCAUGUCCACGUCAGUGCCUUCACAAGGCCACGCGUCUCCACAUUGCGAGCCUGUCUCACCAUGUCCACGUCAGUGCCUUCACAAGGCCACGCGUCUCCACAUUGCGAGCCUGUCUCACCAUGUCCACGUCAGUGCCUUCACAAGGCCACGCGUCUCCACAUUGCGAGCCUGUCUCACCAUGUCCACUUCAGUGCCUUCACAAGGCCACGUGUCUCCACAUUGCGAGCCUGUCUCACCAUGUCCACUUCAGUGCCUUCACAAGGCCACGUGUCUCCACAUUGCGAGCCUGUCUCACCAUGUCCACUUCAGUGCCUUCACAAGGCCACGUGUCUCCACAUUGCGAGCCUGUCUCACCAUGUCCACGUCAGUGCCUUCACAAGGCCACGUGUCUCCACAUUGCGAGCCUGUCUCACCAUGUCCACUUCAGUGCCUUCACAUUUACAGAUUAUGUACAAACUGUCUCAAGAUAUAACUUUAUAGCUUUCUCAUGAUGGCAUAUAGAGCUCACUAGGCCGGUGUAAAAGAUACAUGUACCAGUUGGUCAAUUCAAAUCACACGUGUUCACAUUAGUAUUCCAUGUCAGUAUUCCGUCAUGUUUUGUGUGCUAAUAGUCAGUUGUCUUUUCGAGUUUGUUUGUGUUUGUUAGUUUUAUUGAUAAAGACAAAGCCUUUCGACUCUUGGAUAGUAAACCAUGCUUUCUAGUCUGUUAGGACAAUGGUGAUCAAACCAAGCUUACAAACCGACUCUCUUUUUGUUUUUUUCGAGAGCGAGGUCUUUAUCUUAGCGUUUGUGAUAUUUUAGUCGUGAAUUUUCACUUGUACCUGAAUCAAAUUGAGUAUUAUUUAGUCAAAUGUAAAUAGUGUGUGCAUAUUUUAGUCGCUGAAACUGAUUUAAAGAGAUUGGCUCUAAAAGUUAGUUAGUUAUUGCUAGCCUUUGAUGCUGUACAUUUCUAAUGCAUUUCCAUUCUAAACUUAAAGGGAGACUUUAGGCUGGAGAGUGGGCCGGAUGAAGUGACAUGAAGUUGUCAUAUAGGUGUUUUGAAAGGGAUUCUUUAAUUGUGACUUUUUCACUCAGAUGUAAAUAGUGUGUCAUGUCAUGCUGCUCUUUUAGAGUGUGGAAUUUUUCUAUUUGUUUGUUGUUUUUUAAAUAGCAUUAUGUAAAUGUGAUCAAUGAGAUAUUUUUGGUGCCGGGAUUUACUAGUUUUAGCACAAUUUUUACUGCACAAAUUAAUCAGUGUCCAUCAUGCAGGUUCUUAUAUAACCUGACCCCCGUCCACUGCAACUAAACUACUAUUCCACACCUUGACAUUGCUAUCUUGGUUAGAGGUAGAGCUUACUCAUAUAACCUGACCCCCGUCCACUGCAACUAAACUACAAUUCCACACCUUGACAUUGCUAUCUUGGUUAGAGGUAGAGCUUACUCAUAUAACCUGACCCCCGUCCACUGCAACUAAACUACAAUUCCACACCUUGACAUUGCUAUCUUGGUUAGAGGUAGAGCUUACUCAGCUUUCCAAGAUUGCUCCUUGAUUGAUAAAUCAUGAGAAGACUUCAAGUCAUCUCCAGCAAAAUCCACAUAUGUAUUGAAAAACUGCUGAAGCCCCUCGUCUGUGAUAUCAUUCUGCCAAGUUUUAUUAUUAAUAAAAGAUA